This is a messenger RNA of Peniophora sp. CBMAI 1063, 234 nucleotides long. NCBI's taxonomy places the organism in Eukaryota, Fungi, Basidiomycota, Agaricomycetes, Russulales, Peniophoraceae. The record is from the annotation of a GenBank genome assembly.
AUGACUGCUACGAGUCCGGACUACAUCGCGCUUUUACACAACUAUCUCAGUCGCAUAGGACCAAGCAAUGCCUUUGCAUGGCAGUUGUCCUCAGAUGGGCCAGCGCACGAUGUGACGCAUCAUGCGACUGCAACACUGAACGGCCAAGUCAUAGGACAAGGGCAAGGCGCGGCGAAACGUGCAGCAAAGACAGCCGCCGCUUAUCACGCGUUGAGGACACUGAGAGUAAUCUGA